AGAAUGAUGAAAGCCUAGUGUAAAAGCAAGCAUAGUGUUUACCAAUGUAUAUAGGUGUAAAUUUUGUAAGUUUUUUGUACUGAACUACUGUGAAAAAUCAUUUACACAAAGUAUUUAUGAUGAAUAAAGCCAGCAAAAAUUCAACAUCAAAAAGUAAACCUAAAGCUAAGAAAAAGCGAGAUGGCUGUGAAGUUGAUAGUAAUGGCGUCACAGAGGAAGCUCUGCGCCACCCUGCAAAAAACUCUCAUGGUGGCAGUAAGGCAUUGCCUUCUGCGCUUAAAAUCCUAUCAAAAGGACUGCCCAAUGGUGUUAUUGGACCAACAGGAGGCAACCAAAUUACAUCAUCCCAGCACAAUAUUCCAGAUGGUAAAUUGAAGAAUGAUGUUGAAAAAGUGUCAUCUAAGGUGAUCAAUGCUAGUGAAAAUGGCAGUAAAGAGAAAUCUGCAGUCAGCAUUGAUGCUAAGCAUUCGUUUUCAUGCUCAUAUUGCUGCAUCAGUUUUCCUACUCAGAGUGAAUUGCUUCUUCAUUGCCGAACUCAAGAACAUCAGGCCACCAUCAUGUCUGAUGAUGGACAUGACUGGCAGCACCGACCACCUCCUCGAGGCCUCACAAAUGCUGAAUUCAAGCUUUGUUCAAGCGUUGGCCAAGGUUGGCCAGUACGCUGCAGGCUGGGAGAACAGUGCAUUGGGGCGCAUAGUGAGGCAGAGCUGGCGGAGUGGCAGCAGAGGUUUGAGUAUCGAGCACUGAAACUGCAGGAGGCAAGAGAAAAGCAUCUACAUGGAGCUUCUUAUUCAGACCAACUCCUAGAUAGGCUCAGCAAUGCCCAGCACCAACACACCAUUGUCACUGAUGAGACCCAGGGAAUUGUUGCUGUUCAUCCGACUGCCACACUUUGUGUGUCUGAGAAGACAUCUUCUCACAUUUGGGAACUUAUGGUUUCAAAUGGAUGCCCUCUCUCAGUAGUUGCACUACUCCAUGACACUAAUAGAAGCCAUUUCUCAUUAGCGUCUGUUGCUAGAGUGACUCUCGACAACAAUGGUAAAGUGAUCAGUAAACGAAGCAAUUCAAACACUGGUUUUGUUGAAGUAACAACUGAUGGAGAAAUUGGUUAUCAAGAAUGGUGCAAUCCUAACCUUCAAGAAGAGCAACUUGAAUCAUCAAAUGAAUCAAAGCUUGUGUACCAAGUGUGUGUCAAGUUUCAGACUGACAUCUAUGGAACCUUUAGACAAACAGUUAUCCUUGAUUUAGGAAAAGAACCUGUUCUAUUGCAACGACUUUGUGCUGACGUUAUUCCCGUGAAUGAAAUGCAAAAGCUUGAGAAGACAAAGAAUGUUGUCAUCAGUCAAGCUCAGAGGUGGUGUAAAGAAAAUGCCACCAUAAUACGAUCUUUUGAUGACCCCUCGGCUGUUGCUGACAAGGAUCCUGCCUACAAUGACCUUGAUAAUGAAGUUCUUGCUCUCUACCCUCCUCCUACAAACAUGAACUUUGUCAUCUCACAAUCUACUUUAGAUAAAGCUGUAACAAAAGAAAAUUAUCGCUCAAGGUUUCAUGACCUACUCUACAUGGAAGAAAUUGCACAGUUUGAACUCAUGCGCCGCUUCAACAUCAAAAUGAGUAUCUUGGCCACCCGCAGCUACAUCCUCAUGCCUUCAACUUCUUCAAUGGCUAAAUAUGCCCCUCCUGGAGAGCUGUUUGCGCGUCUUGAGUUGUCAUCUGACAUCUCAGAAGAUUCCCCUCAUGGCCGCCUCAUCCUGACAAACUGCAACUCUAUUCUCAUAGCUGCAGUUCAAGAUGAACAAAAUAACUCUGCUGAUGGCACUAAACCAAAGCGGGUUGUCUUUGAGGCCAUCAUUGAAGACAAAACCAAGAAGGAGAUCUACGUGAAGCUGAACCAGCGCGUUGUGGAGGAAUUGCAACUCGUACCAGAGGAAGAAGUGACACUGGAAGUUCAGUUUCAGCUCAACAGGCUGCCCCUUGCUGAGAUGCACUUUGCUGUAGACAGAAUACAUCAGCUUGGGCUGCUCUUCCUCGAUCCUGAUGUGCAAACUGUUAUUCCUCAGCCAUCCAAGGCAGACUUGGAGGCUCAGUUUGCCGACACUCGACUCAACCCUAAGCAGCGGGAGGCUGUCAUCGCCAUGACCGCUCCUGUGCUCGUACCCCUACCUCCCAUCUUGCUUAUUGGCCCAUUUGGCACUGGCAAGACGUACACCCUGGCGCAGGCAUUGAAGCAAAUUGUGCAGCAACAGGGAACUAGAGUCCUCAUCUGUACGCAUUCUAAUAGUGCCUCUGAUCUGUACAUACGAGAAUAUCUUCACCCGUUCGUCAAAAGUGGCCUGACUGAAGCUAAGCCUCUUCGCAUAUACUACCGCCACAGAUGGGUUGCAACUGUACACAGUGAUGUUCAAAAGUACUGCCUGAUUGAGAUGGAGAACGGCAUGCGGCGGUUUGUGAUGCCUACGCAGGAGCAGGUGCUGCAACACCGCGUGGUCGUCACUACCCUCAACACCUCGCGAUGUCUCUUCGAUCUCGGGCUAGACAGAGGCUCUUUCACCCACAUUCUGGUGGACGAGGCAGCACAAGCGAUGGAGUGCGAGGCGAUCACGCCCCUGGUGCUGGCGGGCCCCAACACCCGCGUGGUGCUCGCCGGGGACUACAUGCAGCUCAGCCCUGAGGUGUUCUCCCCGUUCUGUGAGGAGAAGGGCCUCGGCUUGUCUCUUCUUGAACGGCUCUACGACCACUACCCUGCCGACCACCCCUGCAAGAUACUCCUUCUGGAGAACUAUCGAUCUCAUCCUGCUAUCAUUAAGUACACCUCGGACCUGUUCUACGAGGGGCGUCUACAGGCGAGCGGAAACCUCACCCCACAUCCCAAGUUCAAGCCCCUCACUUUCUUCACGGCCAAGGGCGAGGAUGUCCAGGACACAUCAUCUACGGCCUUUCAUAACAACAGCGAGGUGUACGAAGUGUGUGAGCGCAUCAGUGAGAUCAUCAAGAGCUGGCCCAAGGACUGGGGUCCCGUGAACGACACCAGCAUCGGCGUAGUGACGCCCUACAUCGACCAGGUCGUGCGCAUCCGAACUGAACUGCGGCGCAGGAGGCUGCAUAAAGUCUGCGUGGAACGUGUCCUGAACGUGCAGGGCAAGCAGUUCCGAGUGGUUGUGUUGUCAACCGUGCGCACGCGGCACACGUGUUCGAACGGUGACGCUGGCCUCGACUUCGGCUUUCUGUCGAACGCGAAGCUCCUGACCACAGCCAUCACGCGCGCCCAGAGUCUAGUGGCCGUCGUGGGGGACCCUAUGUCUUUGGUGUCCGUUGGCAAAUGCAGGAAAUUAUGGGAGACAUUUGUUUACGCGUGCUACGAAAGUGGGUCCCUGUACGGCACAACCUGGGCAGCUCUUCGGGCUCAGUUGGAUGGCGUUGAGCUCAAAAAAACUUUCGAACUUAACCCACUAGCUCCCGAAUUCGUGCCUCGCUUCUUGCGCGUGGCUGCUACUGAAGGCGUAGAAGCUGCUGCUCAUGCUGUGGCUGCUGCCGUUGCUGCUGCUGCCGCUGCUGCUAAUUCAUCUUCUCAGCGACCGAUGCAGGUGACGGAAAAUGUGCAGUUUCAGCCACAGCAACAGACGCAACAACAGCAAUCAUCCAUCCACCUACCACAGCAGCAACAACAACAGCUACAGAUGAUGCCCCUUCAAGCAUCAACGGUGAUCCUGGGAACAGCUGCCACUACUGCAAAAGGUGGCGCUGUCUUUCCCAACUUUGGAGGUUACAAUACUGUCGUCUCACCAUCUUACUUUGCGCCCACGACUGCUACUGCUCUCCCCUCUUCCAUCGCAGCCGCCACUGUCACCCCGCCUUUCUUCGUUAACGCGCCUCCUCCCCAGCAACAACGAGCUCCUCCUCGUCCUCCUCCUCCCACUGCCACGCCUCUGCCUCCACAUCUCCUGCGUUUGUACAAGCCCCCUUAUCCGUCCGACCAGCUGCCUCCUAUGUACACGCCGCCGCCUCCCCUGCCGUCGUACAACCUCAUGACGGCCCCGCCACUGCCCCCCUCCUGGCAGGCAUCGGCCGUUACCUCCAGCUCCACAGUCCCCCCACCUCGAGCCUUGGCGGUUGCCCUUCCUUCAGUAGUGGUCGCUGCGUCGGCGAAAGCACCGCCGUUCUUACCUCCUCCACCAACCGCGCAGAUAAUCACUGCCAACGCUGCUGCCAACCUUGGCAUGGGGGCAUCGCAGCAGCAACAGUUGUUGCAGCUACAGCAGUUGCAGCUCCAACAGCAGCAGCAACAACUGUUGCGGCAAUCUAACUUAUUGUCACAGCAGCAACAGCAACAAUCGACAGUGCUAGACUUGCAGCGCCAGCAGCAGCAGCUGCAGCAGCAACAGCAGAUGGCAGUAGCCUGUACUUCUGCUGCUGUCCUGAGCUUACAAAAGCAACAAAAUUCCAUUGAUAAGUCCAACGCAUUGAGCUCACUUAAUUCAAGCAACGGUUUACAGUUCUUGAACAACAUCCAUUUCCCAGAAAACGACAGUGUUGAUGGAUCAAACAUCUUGGACGCUAGCGUUACUUCUGGCGCAGGCAUUACUGUUGGAGAUCAGAGCGUGACUUCCGUUCAUAACUCCUGGGCUUCUAAAGAUCAGCAGCAGAUUCAACAGCAACUGCUUUUGCAACAGCAACUGCAGCAACGCCAGCUGCAGCUGCAACAACAACAACAACAACAAUUGUCGUUCAGCAGAUUAGGAUUGUCAGAUGGGCUUUCAGACACUCCCUUCACCGGCACAGAAACGUCAAGAAUAUCCAUAGCUGACAACAAAGCUGACGCUUGGCGCUCUGUAAACUCUAUUACUGCGAACGCUGGCAGUGACGCCAGCCUGAUGUCGAGGAACGGUCUUAAUUCUGCUUUCUCCAGUCAAAUGACGCCUGGUAAAAAUGACGCCAUCCCCAACAUAGCUAGUGCUGGUAAGAUGCUCACUGUUCAGGAAGUUGAGAUGAACCAGAAAUUCCUUCAGCCACGCUUCCUGUUGCAACAGCAGCAACUCCAGCAGCAGAACCUGGGCCUGUCGGACACGUCUGUGCUCCCCAGCAGCGAUGGUAUCAACAGUUCUAGGUUACCUUCAUCUCGUCCCUUGAGUAUGACAUCAAAUAUCAGUGCUAGCCUUGGUGGGGGCGAGUUGUUAUCGCAACAUCACAUGAAUAACUCAUCAUUGUCAAGCAGCAGUCGCCUCGGUGGAAGCGCGUUUUCUUUAGUCAAUACAACCAUGACCGAUCGAAGUGCGUCUCCACCUCCUGGCUUCAGCGGUCUCUCUAUUCAAAAUUCCUUGAACCAACUUCGGGUUUCUGAUGGAAUUCAAGCAUGGCAACAACAAGAAUCAGGCUCUCGUGGGGUGGCCACUAAUCUGCCGCUUUACUUGAGACGCGGCACCAAAGAUCGGUCUCAUGAAGAUCUGAUCAAUUCCGCGUCUUUGUCUGGAGUACAGACGCAGAGAGAAGACAACAGGCACUCGAUGAUCCCAGAUUUAUCUGGCAGCAGUGGAAGCAAUUACUUGCUGAAUACAAAGAGUUCGUUCCUUCCCCUCUCUUCUCAACAGUCAAGCCCGUUACCGAAUUCGUCCAUUUCGGCUUCACUCCUGGCCAACUCACGAUCUAAUUUAGGUAACUCUUCUGGCUUCAGUCAAAGUUUUGGACAACUGGGCGACAUUUCCAGCGGCAGCAACUUACGCAUGAACUCGUCAGUAAUUAACAGUUCUAAUACAAGCAACUCUCUAUUCGGAAAUCAUUCAGGCGUUAGCGAUAGUCGCAGCCUGUUCAGCAGUGGAGUUGGCAGCCUCGGAGGUGACAGCGGACUCUUUGGUAGCAGCGCCAGCGGCUUGGUUCGGUCGUCUUUGAGCAGCACAAGCGACGGCUGGAGCAAAGGCAGCAACGUAACUGGUCCUUCAGCAACUUCUUCCGCCGACCUGCCGAGACCUGCUGACCCACUUAGCAGCCUCAAUUCUCUGAGUCACUUGGGCGUCAUGUUCGGCGGUUACGCAGGAGCAACGCCUUCUAGAGCUGACGUAACUACUCCCGCCAACACCUCGACCGACGAGAAAACUUAUGCGGGUGUCUUAAGGUUAGCUCUGCAACAGCAGGCGAACGACAGGACCUCAAACACAAGCUAAGAGUCGUCAUCAUACAACGAUGUAUUUAACACGAACCUGUGUUCCAUAACACGCAAUGCUUUUAUCAGACGUCAUCUCAAGUGGCUGGGGUUUAAUACGUUGUUCCGCUAGCCGCUCAUAUUUGUUCUAUCCUAAUGAGUGAUGGAUAGAGAAAAAAUUUUGCUUUUUCUAGUGAGGUGUAACCUACUACAGUAUUUUGUCCUGUUUAGUGUUAUAUUUAGGUUUCAUAUGAUGAAAGAACGUGUUGUAAGCGUUGUCAAUAAAUUAAUCCUUUCUCACGUCUAAUGAUUGAAUUUAUCAAUCGCAAUUUUGCGUGAAAUAUUUUGAGAGUUUUUGCUAGUCCUAAAAUCAAUUUCCGAAGUAGAAAAUAAUCUUUGUGUGGAACAGGAAUCGUUGCUUGUGUUUCUGAAUUACAAUUAUUAUUUCCACAAAUUUUAUGCGGUUCAGCACUCACUAACAUUUGACUUAUCAUUCCGUUCUUUUCUUCAGCUUGAUUCUUGUACUAGACCUAACUUAUCUGCAUCACUCAAUUACGUAUCUCAGUCAUUCUUCUUUUGCAACCUUCUUUUUUGAAGGCUAGUUUUUAUGAGUUGUGCGAAAAAUACGAUGCUGUACCAAAUAAAAUUGUGGUCCUUGGUAUGUAUUUUACGUGAAUGCUUCUUUGGAGCUCACGCGGAACUGUGCACUUUCAAUUCGCACCGCACGAAUUUUAUUCAAUGGACAAACCUGCUAUUUUUACUGUGGGUGAACUUGAUAGAUUUGAUGGCGAGACAUGUUAAAUUUUCGAUCUCGUUUGUUCGUUUAACAUCUGUUAUCCGAUACGGUUGCUUAGAUAUCACGUCGUCGCGGUUACAUCUUUUUCGUGACGUUGCUGGUAUCUAUUUGGUUGCUUCCCAUACAAAAAAUUGAUUGCAUUUUUUUCUAUCAGGGCUUUAAAAUCUCGAUGUCACCUAAAAAUUCUUUAUCAAUACACUAAUAAUAUUAUGGCUAUAUUAUUCCUUAACGUGGCUUUGCUCUUUAUUCUCGUGUAUUCAUCGUAAUUUUUCGAUGCUUCAUAUUUUAAAAAUACAAUGGAACUUUCGUUAUUUGGACUCAUUUCUGUCGUAUACUUAACUUUCUUUGACAAAAUGUCGGAAGUACGAAUUUCAUCCUUUCCCUCACAUUUUUUUUUAUAUUGAAGCUCCCUAGUUCUUAUUGAUCAAAAAUUUCUCUUAGAUAAUAAAUAAAAAAUGUUCUGAAUGCAUUUCUUCCAACUUUCCUAAGUUUUUCUGGCACGUCUGAAUUGUUUAUCGGCACUUGAAACUCUUGAUUGUAUCAUAAUGUCUUGUUCGUGAUCAAUAUUCCUUGCAUAGUUUCCGGAAAAAGACAUCCUUUGUCGUCCUAAGUCGUCUGCUAUUACCGUUUCAAUGUUGGAAGCUAUUUACGUAACUGAUCGUCGGUAGUUUCUCUAGAGCAUUCGUUUCCAGCAAUACGCGUAUCUUUCCAUUUCUGUUAUGCUGCAUGAAGACUUGUCCGAGGCUGUCUGGUUCUCUUGACGUUGAGUCGAAACGUUCAUUGCGUUUUUUUUUAACGGCAGGGUGAUAAUAGUUGCAAUUUAGAGCCAUCUAUGGAAGUUUAUGGAAGUCUUUCUAUAGUUAACUAAAUCUACUUUAUUUAGUGUAACUUUGACUGCCUCUCGCUGUAACCUUCCUGGUUAAGCAUAUCCAUUGCUUUGAUUUGACGCGAAUAAUACCAACUACUGUUUACUGUGUGAAUUUGACGCAACGCUUGAAUGCUUUCAAGCCUAUUUAUUUCAAACUUGUUACCAUGCUUCGGUUCAUCAGUCUUUACGUCAUUUAUAAUGCCCAAUAAUAAUUUAUUGCUAGAAGUUUGCCCACGUGUUGUGCACGUUGCUCUUAUACUGUUCCGAUCACAAUUUUUUAUAGAUUACCUCAAAGCAAUUGACGUUUUCGCUGCAGGUUCAUCUUGGGGAUUCCUGUAAAAAUCGAGUUGAACAUUGACACUUGUCGGCGAUGUCAGAUUUGUUCCUUCGUUCUGGUAGAUGGUAGUUCAAUCGAUGUAUUAUACAUUUUAAUGCUAGCUUUAGACAUCAUAACCUUACAUCACGAAAAAAAUACAAAAAUAUUGCUAUAAGAUUAAAAGCGUUGUACUGUGUUAAUGUUUUCUUAGAUUUAGGUGGUACAAAAACGGACAAAAUACAAAAAAGAUAACUACUUUAGAAUUAGUGUUUUUGCACGGAAAGUCCAUGAUCUCUGCCGCAUAUUUCGCUGUCCCUUGAAACUAACAAUUUUUUUGUAUCUCUAUGGAUCGUCAUAAGAAGGACAUUAUUUGGUACUUUUUUUCAAAACGAGAAUUCUUCUCCCAGUUUUCAAGCAGCUCUUGAACAAACUUUUUUUCUAUCGCAAUUUUUUAGGACCACAAUACGUUUCUGCUCGAAGGCAAGGCGUUUACCGCGCGUCACCUUGAAUUGCCAUGCGUUACACUGAGAAAAAUGAGCGAUACUUGUACAAAUAGCAAUGCACUUUUUCUUCCCUGUGUAGGUCAUCCUGGCCUGGUUAGGCUCGCCAAGAGAGUGCAUCAGUGCUGCGAUCGCUCUCUGCUCUUGUUGUGGGUUAGAAAGUGUGUCAUUAGAACAAUAUGACCCACUCAUUUUUCUAAGUGUAAUUUUAGCAAUCACAUCUCAAAAUUUACUAAAUCUCUCAGAGCUAAAUCGUCUCUCAAAUUCCUUCACUUUCUCCUCUAUUUUUUCCUGAUAUAAUUUGUGAAGAAAUCCGCAAUAUGGGCCGUCUUUGACAAGCGACAGUAGACGCUAAAAUUAUCGCCAUCUGCAAUAUUAAUAUUAUUUAAAAACAUGAACCAAUACUUUCAUUGUUAUUGGCUCGUCAUCUGCAAUUUGAACAUUCUUUCUAAACAUGAGCGAAUGGAUGAUUCAUCAAGACGAAUUGAACAUUUAGUCUGAACUAGGGUCAAUAUCUGGUUAAUAAUACCCUAUGACGUGAUGCCUGUGAUAUCGUUUCAGCAACUCGUCGAAUUUUACCCUUCUAUUUCCCACCAGUUUGAUUGGACUCCGCAACUUGUUUUCUGUACAUAUAAUUAUUACGAUUAAUAUCAUUAGUGAUGUGCACUGCAGUGUUAGUGCAUUAGUUUUGUGUCACUGCAAAGUGUUUGUGUGUCUACUCUCUUUCACGCCACGUGCUGACUGACGUAACCAUGAUUGAAUUAAUACAUGUAUUAAUUCAACCAUGGACGUAUCUACUUUCAUACUUCGCAGCGAGUGAAUUUCACGUGUGAAAAUUCCUUGCUCAGUGUGAAGCGUACAGAAAAUCUUCAGUUUACUUAGAUAGUUUCUUCUAAAGUUUAUGGUGAUAAUCAUGUACAAUGCAGAGCACUCGGCUGAGUUCCUGGACAGCGGGAGAAAUUGUUAACCCUAAAUUGUGGUGCAAGAUUUCCACGUAAAUUUAUUCAGAAUUUCUAGCAAGAUGGUUUUUAUUUGAGCUUAUUUGUAACACUCUAAGAUUGAUUUAUGCAUGAACUUCCUUUCGAUAAUAACAACCGUGAUAUUUAUGAUGCAAAUUUAUUUACUCGUUUGAUAUUUUUUGAUCAGUUUUUAUGUCAUGCGACAAUUGCGAUCUGCGUUCAAGUCUAUUGUAAAGGCUAUGUCUGUUUGUCCUGACGGCUAUGUUCUUUAGUAUGAGAUUUACAAUAUCAUCAUUUAUGAUCAUUAUUCAGGUCAAGCCGAUGCUUAAGCGCAAUUAGUCGAGUUCAAUUAGCUCAUGUUUUUCACAUCCUCUAUAUUCCUCUUAGUGCAUCCAUUAUUGAUUCAAUUACUAAUGCCGUAAUUAUUUCUUAACAAAAUUAUUCAAUCCGGCCCAUACAAUUAAAAUGAAUUAAUUUUGGUGAAUUUCCGGUUAAAAUCUCAGCUGUUUGUUUAUGGGGAUUUCUGCGGAUGAUUGCAACUCUGGUGUGAUCCCUUCAGUACAACUCGCUGAAGUUGCGAUGUGAGAGCUCGUUAUAUUCGGCACGCAAAUAAUAUUUCAGCAUUGUCGAUGGACAGGCAUUACUCUUAACAAACAUUUAAUAAAUGGUACACUGGA
Messenger RNA from Hyalella azteca, 10249 nucleotides. RefSeq lists its product as uncharacterized. Gene Ontology annotation, biological process: regulatory ncRNA-mediated post-transcriptional gene silencing. Gene Ontology annotation, molecular function: helicase activity. The coding region runs from base 117 to 6155 and encodes 2012 amino acids. The record is from RefSeq and is a predicted model, not a curated record. Lineage: Eukaryota; Metazoa; Arthropoda; Malacostraca; Amphipoda; Hyalellidae. Gene Ontology annotation, cellular component: P granule; cytosol. The transcript has 14 exons.